This is a messenger RNA of Oryza brachyantha (malo sina), 1443 nucleotides long. Its product is annotated as probable long-chain-alcohol O-fatty-acyltransferase 5. Bases 29 to 1087 code for a protein of 352 amino acids. Gene Ontology annotation, biological process: lipid metabolic process. The transcript has a single exon. Lineage: Eukaryota; Viridiplantae; Streptophyta; Magnoliopsida; Poales; Poaceae. The record is from RefSeq and is a predicted model, not a curated record.
UCUGUCGAUUGUGUCUGCGCAAGUGCAAAUGGCCGCGGCGCGGCUGAUGGACAGCGAGGUCGUCAGCCUCGCCAAGGUCUCAGCGGCGGUGUGGGCGGCCUCGUUCUACGCCCGCCUCGCCGCGGCGAACCUGCGCCCCGGCGCCCCCCGCCUCGCCGCGCUUCUUCCCGUUGUUGCGCUCUUCUGCGGGAUCCCCUUCUCCUUCUCCACCACCACUUUCCGCGGCAGCUCCGCCUUCUUGCUCAGCUGGCUCGGCGUCUUCAAGCUUCUCCUGCUCGCCGCCGGCCGAGGGCCCCUCGACCCCUCCUAUCCCCUCCACCAGUUCGUCUUCUCCGCUUCCCUCCCCGUCAAGCUCCGGCAGUUCACCUCCGCCAAGUCCAAAUAUGUAGAUGCAGCUGCGGACGACAAAAGCGCCGCUGGCAAGAUCCUCGUGUCCGGCGCCGUCAUCCCCGUCAUCAUCUACCUGUACCAGUUCAAGAACGCCAUGAGCAGGUACCAGCUCCUCAUCCUGUACGCCGGGCACAUCUACUUCUCCCUGCAGCUCCUCCUGGCCGCCGUCCACGCGGUGAUCCACGGCGUGCUCGGGAUGGAGAUGGAGCCGCAGGUGGACCGGCCGUACCUGGCGUCGUCGCUGCAGGACUUCUGGGGAAGGCGGUGGAACCUCAUGGUGCCCGCCAUCCUCCGGCCGUCGGUCUACCGUCCGGUCAGAGCUCGCCUCGGCGUCGCGGCAGGCGUCCUCGCGGCGUUCCUCGUCUCCGGGCUCAUGCACGAGGUGAUGUUCUUCUACAUCAUGUGGCGCCCCCCGAGCGGUGAGGUGACCGCGUUCUUCCUCCUGCACGGCGUGUGCACGGCCGCGGAGGCGUGGUGGGCGGGGCACGCGGGGUGGUGGCGCCCGCCGCGCGCAGCCGCCGUGCCGCUGACUCUGGCGUUCGUGGCCGGGACGGGGUUCUGGCUCUUCUUCCCGGCAAUGAUCAAAGGGGGCCUGGACGAGAUGGUGCUGCGCGAGUGCCAGGGCAUGGUGGCUGUCAUGGAGCAGUCCGGCCGCUGGCUCGCCGGCGCGACCAAUGUCACCUUUGCGACACGGUGAGCAGAUGGAAAAGUCAGUCACGAAACGAUCGAUUGGACGUGAGCCACACUAUUGCGGUCUAACGAAAGCUACCCCCCUCGGGAUGGAGAUCUUUUUAUCUUGUCGUUUGUGAUUCACAUAAUAUCCCCAUGGGCAUUUAAAUAGAGUGGUAAUUUAAUUCAGAUCUCCGACUGUUCACGUGGCCAACUUAGAAAGCACUCGGUAUUUGCCUGAUUGCCUCGUCUGGCCGUGAUGCCAGCGAUGCUACUACCACCCCGUUUUGAUCGAUUGUGCUUAAGUUGAUGAGAUAUAUGUGCCAUGUUUCGGAUGGAAAAUUUCUUUAUCAUCUAUUUUCUAAUGUUUUUCAGCAAUUUGGA